Molecule: messenger RNA, 1386 nt
Organism: Oenanthe melanoleuca
Lineage: Eukaryota; Metazoa; Chordata; Aves; Passeriformes; Muscicapidae
Gene: MSRA
Product: methionine sulfoxide reductase A
Exons: 6
Coding region: 15-722 (235 amino acids)
Biological process (GO): cellular response to oxidative stress
Cellular component (GO): cytoplasm
Molecular function (GO): peptide-methionine (S)-S-oxide reductase activity
Source: RefSeq, a predicted model, not a curated record
CCCCCAAGCGGGCGAUGUCUCCGCGCCACCGCCUGCACCUCCUGCUCUUCCUCCGCACCCUCCACAGCUCCGCCUUCGGCAUGGGCGACUGGGCCUCCCGCCUGCCGCAGCCGGGCGAAGCGCUGCCCGGCAGGACGCAGCGCAUGGCGGUGCCAGAUAAACAUCAUGUCAAUGGGAACAGAAUGGUUGAACCUUUCCCAGAGGGAACACAGAUGGCUCUGUUUGGCAUGGGCUGUUUCUGGGGAGCUGAGAGGAAGUUCUGGAGGCAGAAAGGAGUCUACUCCACUCAAGUGGGUUAUGCAGGAGGACAUACCCCAAACCCAACCUACAAAGAGGUGUGCUCAGGCAGGACUGGGCACGCUGAGGCCGUCAGGGUGGUGUUUGAGCCACAAAACAUCAGCUUUGAGCAACUGCUCAAGGUCUUCUGGGAGAACCAUGACCCGACACAAGGGAUGCGCCAGGGGAACGACGUGGGCACUCAGUAUCGCUCUGCCAUCUACACCUUCUCCCAGGAGCAGAUGGAAGCUGCCCUGAGAUCCAAGGAGGAAUAUCAGAAGGUGCUGGCAGAGGGAGGCUUUGGCUCCAUCACCACCGAGAUCCGGGAGGCUCCCGAGUUUUAUUACGCCGAGGAAUAUCACCAGCAGUACCUCAGCAAGAAUCCUGGUGGAUACUGUGGGAUGGGGGGCACGGGGGUCUCCUGCCCCAUCGGCCUCAGGAAAUAGCCUGUGCUUGCUCCACCACCUCCUCUUCAUGGCAGGGAGUUGGAAAAACCACCAGGAGCCCCAGGGGUGGGUGUUCCCACAGCAUCCGUGGAUACAGAUUUGGGAAUCUGCUGGGGAGCCUUUCCAUAAUCAUAAAGUUUCUGUUUGCUGACAUCAAAAGCCAAAGUACAGGCAGGGAUUGCUCCCAUCACAGCUUCUUGUCUGUGCAGCUCCUGGGGUUUCCUUGUUGUCUGGAGAGAUCCAAACUCCCAAAAUUUUGGCUCAAAAUGCUGUUAGAAAGGUGAAUUGGGAGGUGGUUGCACCCAUAGCUGCUUUGCAUUUCCAAUGCCUCUGGACUUGUGAUUUUCUUAACUUAAUUAAUUUCCUGGUGUAGCCAGAGCUUUGACUUCUAGAGAUGUGGUUGGGUUCUUUACCUGGCACAACCCUGGAAUUUGAUGGCUUUGGGAAGGAUGAAUUGAUCAGAUCAGUGAUUCUCCUACCACAAGUCCACUUUCACAGCAUUUAGUACCACCUGUAGUGCCUAUUUUCUGGAAUGAUUUUAGCCAGAAAAAGUCAAAAUUGUGAUGUGAUGCUUCUUUUUGACAGUUCCAAGAGGUGAAUAAACACAAAAAGAAAUCAGUUUUAUUUCCUGCUCCACAAUAAAUGACAGAACAAGAAAAGAAAA